Molecule: messenger RNA, 2409 nt
Organism: Hordeum vulgare subsp. vulgare (domesticated barley)
Lineage: Eukaryota; Viridiplantae; Streptophyta; Magnoliopsida; Poales; Poaceae
Product: protein PAIR1-like
Exons: 11
Coding region: 158-2188 (676 amino acids)
Biological process (GO): chromosome organization involved in meiotic cell cycle; microsporogenesis; embryo sac development
Cellular component (GO): nucleus
Source: RefSeq, a predicted model, not a curated record
GCAGAGAGAGAAUUCAAAUUCCUCGGUGUCUCCCCAUUCCCCAAUACCACCAGUCCACCACCACCACCGCCACCCAAUCCGUCGCUCUCCUCCACCUCCUCCCGCCGGCGAUCGCCGCCGGGACCUCCUAGGCGGUGCGCCACUCCGGGACCGCGCGAUGAAGCUGACAAUCAACAAGGCGUGCGACAUCGCCUCCAUCUCCGUCCUCCCUCCCCGGAGGACCGGAGGGAGCAGCGGUGGCGGUGGCAGGAUGAGCGCGGCGGCGGCGCAGCAGCAGCAGCAGCAGCGGUCCCAGUCGAUGUCUCAGAAGUCCUUCUCGCAGGGCGGAGGAGGCGUCGGCUCGUUCUCGCAGAGCGUCGGCGCGUCCUUCUCGCAGGGCAUGGGGAGCGGAGGCGCGUCCUUCUCCCAGGGCAGAGGCGCGUCCUUCUCGCAGAGCAGCAGCACCGGAGGCGCGGCCGCGGCGUUCUCUCAGGGCGGAGGUGGCGGAGGCGGAGGCGCGUCCUUCUCCCAGGGCAGAGGCGCGUCCUUCUCGCAGGGCAGCGGCACCGGAGGCGCGGUCGCGGCGUUCUCUCAGGGCGGAGGUGCCGGCAGCGGAGGCGCGGACUUCUCCCAGGGCAGAGGUGGCGGAGGCGCGGCCUUCUCUCAGGGCGGUGGAGGUGGAGGCGCGUCCUUCUCUCAAGGCGGUGGCAGCGGGUCGCUCUUGCACGCGCAGUCGCAGCUCUCGGAGGCCUCCCUCAACGAGAACCUCCUCUCGCAGGCUCCCGCGCGCGACCAGAGAUUUUCCUUGCAAGAGGACUCGUCGAAGAGGACGCCUUCAUAUCCUGCCAGUUCUGCUUCUUGUGUGCGCGAGGAUUCUCAGCUGCAACUGACAACAAUACCAACCAACCCUAUCCACCGCUGGAGCCCCUCUCUUCCGGAUAGCAGAUGUGAUGUUGUUUUGACAGGUCAGAUUAAUGAGGAAGUGGAGCGCAAAUUUCAGCAUCUGGCAAGUUCAGUGCAUAAGCUGGGAAUGAUAUUAGACUCGGUGCAAAAUGAUGUGAUGCAGUUAAACAGAUCCAUGAAGGAGGCAUCAUUAGACUCUGGUAGCAUUCAAAAAAAGUUUGUGCUCCUAGAGGACUCUCUAAAGCAAAUUCUUAAGGGACAAGAUGAUAUCAAAGCACUCUUUGAAGGAAGCACAGAAAGUAAUCCUGACCAGCUGAGUGUUCUCAACUCUCACACCAGGAAACUGGAUGAGAUGACCUCUAUACUCUCAGCCUUGCCAAAUCAUCUGCAAGCUGAAUUUGGGCAACUGAAGGGUGACACCUAUAGAAUUUUUACAAAGGAGAUGGAGGGGAUCGCUAGAGGUAUCAGAUCUAUCAAUACUAGGCUUGAUGCGAUGCAAAUGCUGGCAGAGCAGAGCUGCACCACCAAUGCAAAAACCCUGAUGAACCAGACAGCAGUAGCACAUGGAAGUCCCCUGAUGAACCAGACACCAGUAGCAGUUGGAAGCACCCUGAUGAACCAAGGAGCAGUAGCAGAUGGAAGCCCCCUGAUGAACCACCAAGGACCAGUAGCAGAUGGAAGGCCACAGAAAAGACAAAGACCAGCAGCAAAUGGAAGGUCGCAGAGGAAGAAGCAAACACCGGUAGCAAGUGGAAGGGCCCAGAGGAAGAGACAAAGACCAGUAGCAAAUGGAAGGCCCCAGGUGAAACAAGCACAAACAGCAGAUGGAAGGUCGCAGAUGAACCAGAAACCCGAAGCAAAUGGAGAAGCCCUGAUGAAACAAGUACUACCAGCAACACAAGUGGCUCCCGCACCCUUGGUUUAUCAGAGGAAGAAGGAAGGUGUGCAGCCAAAGGCGGAACAGGGGAUGUCAAAGGCCGGCACAGGUGCACAGAAACUGGCUGGCUCAGGCGACAGCAGGCCGGCGUCGCCUAAAGAGCAAGAGUUGGCGAUCCAGAAGGACAAUGCAGAGGCGCCAAUCAACAAGGCGAUGUUGGCCAUUCUCAUCGACUCGGACGAGGAGGAGGAGGAGGGGGGUGGCAGCGAGGGGAACGCGUCCUGCGUCCUACUGAAGUCGACGGAAGCAGGAGGUGGUGUGGCGAUGGCGGAGGAGGCGAUGGGCGAGGGGGAGGCGCUGGAGAUCCUGCGGCGGGCGAGGAAGCGCCGGCGGAGGGAGGAGGCCAACGCCGUCGUUCUCGACCACUGAUAGACUGUUUAUUUAGUAGCAGCAACCCAACGGUAGCGAACUAGCGAUUGGCGUACAGAUACAGAUACAGGGGCGGCUCGACAGACAAUGUGUUAAUAACAACAGAGGUUUAGGGGGCGUAGUACAGAUUACAGAGGGAGAGGUGAAAAAAAAAAUACUGGAGUAGACGGCAAGAUGAGGUACAAUCAGAGGGAGGCAGACACUGGUGUGUGUAAUGUUAC